Molecule: messenger RNA, 124 nt
Organism: Racocetra persica
Lineage: Eukaryota; Fungi; Glomeromycota; Glomeromycetes; Diversisporales; Gigasporaceae
Source: the annotation of a GenBank genome assembly
CUCCUUGGUACAACCAAUUCAAAUAUUUCACAAAAAUCAUAUGUCAAACAUUCAUGUGAUCGUACUGGUAUUAAUUUAUUGGCUCUGAUCUAUACGGAGGAGUCCGGAUUUGCAGGAUAUAAGU